Elaeis guineensis (African oil palm) is the source of this 919-nucleotide messenger RNA. RefSeq names its product HMG1/2-like protein. The record is from RefSeq and is a predicted model, not a curated record. NCBI's taxonomy places the organism in Eukaryota, Viridiplantae, Streptophyta, Magnoliopsida, Arecales, Arecaceae.
AACUCCCAAUUCGUCUCGCCCUGCGUCCAUCGGGUUUUGAUUUCCCCCCACGCCCCCGCACCUCCCACCCCUCUCCCUCCCCUUCUUAUCCCCCUGCUUCGCACGCACCACGCUUUCUCAACUCACCCCAUCUCCACUUACAACGACCCCUCCUCUCUCUCUCCUUGCCCUUUACCUUUCUGCCCUCGCGCAACGAAACCCUAACCCUAAGAUUUCAACAUGAAAGGAGGGAAGUCGAAGGCCGACACGUCGAAAAAGGCCGAUUCCAGGCUCUCGACGAAGAGGAAGGGGGUGGAGAAGGCGACGAAAACGGCUAAGAAGGCGAAGGCCGGCAAGGACCCGAACAAGCCGAAGAGGCCACCCAGCGCCUUCUUUGUCUUCAUGGAGGAGUUCAGGAAGCAGUUCAAGGAGAAGAACCCUAAUAACAAGCUAGUCUCCGUGGUUGGCAAAGCUGGAGGUGAUAAGUGGAAAUCCCUGUCUGAAGCUGAGAAGGCUCCUUACGUGGCGAAGGCGAACAAGCUGAAGUCAGAGUAUACCAAGAACAUUGCCGCUUACAAUAACAAAAUGUCUGAGGGACCACACAGUAGAGCUGAUGAGGAAGAAGAAUCGGACAAGUCCAAGUCUGAGGUGAACGAUGAGGACGAAGAAGGGAGCGAAGAGGAAGAGGAGGAAGAUGAGUAGAUGAAUGGGUGGACGAUAGUGGAAGGAGAAGCAAAGGAUGGCGCAUCAAAGCUUCUCUUCUGUUUACCCCCUUUUCCCCUCUUAAAUUUCGUCCUUUUGCCUCCCUUUUUUUACUCAUUAGAAAAAAAAGAUCUGGAAGUAGAAAUUAGAAUUCUACUCUUUGAAAAAGAUCUAGAAGUAGAAAUCAGAAUUCGACUCGUUACCGUGGGGAACUAUACCCUUUUGUGAGAGAUGUGGC